Messenger RNA from Periophthalmus magnuspinnatus, 2081 nucleotides. RefSeq names its product La ribonucleoprotein 7, transcriptional regulator (gene larp7). Bases 141 to 1820 code for a protein of 559 amino acids. The record is from RefSeq and is a predicted model, not a curated record. The transcript is spliced from 13 exons. Gene Ontology annotation, biological process: RNA processing. Gene Ontology annotation, cellular component: nucleus. Gene Ontology annotation, molecular function: mRNA binding. Lineage: Eukaryota; Metazoa; Chordata; Actinopteri; Gobiiformes; Gobiidae.
GCGUCUCCCAGUGACGUCUUUAUUCUGCGACGGCUCUGACUGAACGGGCUAAUGUGGUUCAUUUAAAAUUAGCCGCCAAAUCCCUUAAUUUUUCCUUUUCUUUUGUUGUUUUUCUUCACCGUUACAUUAGAAAGUAAAGAAUGAUUGACACAGAGAAAGGGGCUGCCUCCGGAGACGCCGCUGGAUCCAGUGGAAAGAGCAAAGACAAGGAAAAGAAAAAAAGGUCCCGUGUCAAGCAACUUUUGACUGAUGUGAAGAAGCAAGUGGACUUCUGGUUUGGAGACGUCAACCUCCACAAAGAUCGCUUCCUGAGAAAACUCGUAGAUGAAUCUGGAGACGGAUAUGUCGACUUAUCAGUUCUGGCGAGUUUUAAUCGAAUGAAAAACCUGACCUCUGACACUAAGCUGAUCGCCCGAGCUUUGAAGAACUCGUCUGUGGUUGAGGUUAAUCUGGAAGGAACUAAAGUGAGACGUUUGCAUCCAAUCGGAGAUCCACCUAAUGAUGAAGACAGUCGUACGGUUUAUGUAGAACUUUUACCUAGAGAUGUAUCGCACAACUGGAUAGAACGUGUGUUUUCCAAGUGCGGUAACGUGGUUUAUGUGAGUAUACCCAGAUACAAGAGCACAGGCGACUCCAAGGGUUUCGCGUUUGUCGAGUUUGAGAAAGUGGAACAAGCACAAAAGGCCAUUGAGAUGCUGAAUAAUCCUCCUGAAGAUGCCCCAAGGAAGCCAGGCAUUUUCCCCAAAACACUGUGUGGAAAAACGCUGCAUUUGCCCGUUGAAAAUCCCACGGCAACUGAAAAUCCGACGACGACAGGUGAAGAAGAGGAGAAGAAAAGGCGUAAGAAGAAGAAGAAAAAGUCCAGCGCUUCGUCGACUUCUUUGACUGAAACCAAAGAGCAGCCCAUGGAAGCAGAGGCCGUGGAGCAGAAGAGGAAGUCUGAUCCAGAGGGAACGGGAGCUCAGAAAACCGCCGGAAAAGAGAAGAAGAGACGCAGAUCACAAACUGUGGACACAUCUGAGGGGGAGAUGCCAUCCAAAAUGAGGAAGACGAAUGAAAGUGGAAGUGCAGAGUGCUCAAAGGGAGAUUCUUCAGCCAAAAAUGAGAAGAAAGAAAGAGUCAAGGACGAGAAGGAGAACAUGGACGACUCCGCAGCCAAAGCAAAGAGGAAAAGAAAAAAAAUGCACAAAGAGAAGUUAAAGAUCGGGGAGGAAGUCAUCCCUCUGCGGGUUUUACCAAAGAAGGCGUGGCUCGAGCUGAAGACCGAGUAUUUGAUAUUACAAAAACGCAGCAUGGCAGCGCUGAAGAAAUGCAUCACUGAGAUCGACCACAAGGAGCAGAAGAGCCAAAAAGACGUAGAAAAUGAACAAAAGGGAGAAAGUGUCAUGAUGGAAGAAGGGAACGAGAAGACAAGACAAGCGCCGCAGUUUGUCAGCGGAGUUAUUCUGAAGAUCACAGAUAACAAGCCCCUACCAGGAAGAAAGUCUAUCAAGGAGAUUCUGUCUAAAAUCUCGCCGGUGGCUUACGUGGACUUCACAGACGCAGAUGCGGAGUGUCACAUCCGCUUCCACACACCUGAACAGGCCAAAGCCGUGAGCGACGCCAAGGCCGAGCUUCACAAAGAGCACAGCUGGAAAAUGGAGAUCCUCUCAGGCGACCACGAGCAGAGAUACUGGCAGAAGAUCCUGGUCGAUCGGCAAGUGAAACUGAACCGGCCGAGGGAGAAGAGGCGAGGGACGGAGAAGCUCAUUUCUAAAGCAGAGAAAAUCAUCAUGGCCCGAGCGAAGGAAUCCAACAAACACAUUCGUUUUGACGACUGAGUGAAGUUUAACACAGGUCCUUUUUGUCUAUAAUUUGAAACAUUAUCGUUGUCGUAUGAACUAGAACGUGUCCGAUUAAUUUUGCACUGGAGACAAAAUGGCUGCUUUUUAUUUUAGUAUUAUAACAUUUUUAAGUGUCAUUUUUCAUUUAUUAGGGACAUUGUACAGUUUGUAAAUAGAGCUUUUAAGGUUCUCCAGUGAAAUGUGGAAAAAGCUGUUAAUUUUCCGUUGUUUUUUUUUAAUAAACAGCAUUUUCUGAUC